CAGAAAUAAAAGAACCUUCGAAACGUUCGGGCUUGGUGCAGUGAACAUCGGUGAAAGUGAUUGCAAAUCGUCGGUCUGUUUUGUUAUUCUUCAAAAUGUCCUUUUUAGUUCGCAACCUAGCACAAGCGUGCUCCCGAAUGUCGACCGGUAUUGGCCUUCAACGAAGCUACCUCCAUACCGGACGAAUGCUGUCUGUCGCACAGGUUCAACAUCCGGCUCCGUCAUUUAAGGGAACUGCCGUCGUCAAUAAUGACUUCAAAGAUAUUAAGCUAGAAGAUUAUAAGGGCAAAUAUUUGGUGCUGUUUUUCUAUCCGCUCGAUUUCACAUUCGUCUGCCCUACCGAGAUCAUCGCGUUUAGCGAUCGUAUGAAGGAGUUUAAGGAACUCAACACGGAAGUAGUUGGUGUUUCCGUUGAUUCUCAUUUCUCACACCUGGCUUGGAUCAACACACCACGCAAAGCUGGUGGACUGGGCAAGCUGGAAUAUCCACUGUUGGCCGACCUUACCAAGCAAAUCUCUGCCGACUAUGGCGUGCUGCUGAAGGAUGGAAUCUCGCUGCGCGGUUUGUUUAUCAUCGAUCCGAGCGGUGUUGUACGUCAGAUUACUAUCAAUGAUCUACCAGUAGGUCGGUCGGUUGAUGAGACGCUCCGGCUAAUUAAGGCAUUCCAGUUCGUGGAAAAGCAUGGCGAAGUGUGCCCUGCCAACUGGGAGCCGAAGUCGAAUGCGGCCACUAUCAAGCCAAACCCGAAAGAUUCGCGUGAAUAUUUCGAAAAGCAUGGCAAGUAGCAUGGGGACCAACUUAGGUGACGGAGAAAAUGCAACAGCAUACCUGUGACACUCUAUGUAAUAAAAUUCGCAUUUCGUUUGUAACACAAUGAACA
Messenger RNA from Anopheles moucheti, 880 nucleotides. RefSeq names its product peroxiredoxin-2. Gene Ontology annotation, molecular function: thioredoxin peroxidase activity. NCBI's taxonomy places the organism in Eukaryota, Metazoa, Arthropoda, Insecta, Diptera, Culicidae. Bases 96 to 785 code for a protein of 229 amino acids. Gene Ontology annotation, cellular component: cytosol; mitochondrion. The transcript is spliced from 3 exons. The record is from RefSeq and is a predicted model, not a curated record. Gene Ontology annotation, biological process: response to oxidative stress; hydrogen peroxide catabolic process; cellular response to stress.